CCGAUUACUGUUUGUGUACAGAUCCACCUUAGCGAUGACCACGGGAUGCGUAUCCUCCGUGACGAAGUGAGGGCUGCUGCUCGGACUAUUUUAAACAUGAAGCCAGAGAUUCUGGUGGAGAGUCAGUCAGCUCCUCCUUCCGAGCAGAGGUUUGUGCCCCGUCGGGUUGUGAAGGGAGCGGAGCGCAUUUCACCUCGGCCCUUUCGUACUCGAAUAUUUGUGAGAUCUGACUUAAAGAGACGCCACACGUGGAAAUCGGAGUCAUACUCUGAUUCGCCCCAGAAAGUGGUGUUUCCGCAUCAGAUGGAUGGCACUCCUGUGACGUUGAAAGAGUGUUCCAUCCCCCUGAAUCCUGUCCAUUUCUCACCCGCUAUGUUGGUUGCCAUGGAAAAAGUCUCUCCAUCGGCUUGUCAACAUGUUCACACAGGCAACGACACCAAGCUUGUGGAACAUCCAAGGAAACCAUCUGUCUUAAGAUCCAGACGUGUUUCUGACACACCUUGUGCAGUUUCUGGUACUGGUGUGGAAUUUGUUGCACCUAUGACGACUGUGGAGGCAACACUGAACCAGGUGUUUGUCUGUGAUGUGCCGCGUUCUCCCCCUCCUCGGGACACGUCCGACUGUGCUGGGUUUGAGACCAUCCGUCCGUGCAAGGUUUCUUCCAGCCACAGGCCACAGCCGCCCAAAGCCACAGCUGUCCACACUCAUAUCCAACCACAUGUCCAACCUCAUGAUCAACCACAUGUCCAACCUCAUGUCCACACUUAUGUCAACCACAUAUCCAACCUCAUGUCCAAACUCAUGUCCAACCACAUGUCCACUUUCACAUCCAACCACAUAUCCAACCUCAUGUCCAACCUCAUGUCCAACCAUAUGUUCACCCUCAUGUCCAACUACAUACCCAACAUCAUGUCCAACUUCAUGAUCAACCACCUGUCCAACCUCAUUCUCAUAUCCACACUCAUGUUCACCCACAUGUUCAACCUCAUGAUCAACCACAUGCCCAACCUCAUGACCAAUUUCAUGUCCAACCACAUGUCCAAACUCAUAUCCACACUUAUGUCCAACCUCAUGUUCAAUCUCAUGUAA
Molecule: messenger RNA, 1089 nt
Organism: Nematolebias whitei (Rio pearlfish)
Lineage: Eukaryota; Metazoa; Chordata; Actinopteri; Cyprinodontiformes; Rivulidae
Exons: 8
Coding region: 46-1089 (347 amino acids)
Source: RefSeq, a predicted model, not a curated record